Molecule: messenger RNA, 717 nt
Organism: Symbiodinium pilosum
Lineage: Eukaryota; Dinophyceae; Suessiales; Symbiodiniaceae
Source: the annotation of a GenBank genome assembly
AUGGUGUCCGAGCUGGUGACAGCCUUGAAACGGUCUUUUUCAGAGCACAGGAAUGGAGCAGACGCGGCGUCCAUGACCAAGUACGUGAAGGGCAAAUUUGUCUUCUACGGUCUCAAGGCGCCCUUGCGCCGACAGAUUGCUGGCGCCGUCAUUGCCUCAUGGCAAAGCGCGCACGGACAGCCGGACAUGGAGCAGGGCAUUGCGCAAAAGCUCCUGCCAGCACUCUACUCUUGCCAAGAACGUGAGCUCCACUAUGUGGGCGCAGAGGUGUGCUCUGGGCUGAUGCGGAAGGGCCUUGUUGGCCAUGAUUUCCUGGAUGUCGUGAAAUUGGGCGUCACCACUAACAGCUGGUGGGAUACCGUGGACAUCUUUGCAGCAUCGUCCAUGUCUCCAUACCUUCUGGCUUGUGGGGAUGGCUCACCCAGCACCAGGCUCCUCCAAGAGAUGGACAAGUGGGCUGUCUCAAACAAUCUCUGGCUUCGCAGAACAGCCAUCUUAUGCCAACUGAAGUUGAAAGGGCAGACGGAUCUUAAGAGGCUGGAACGCUACAUCAGCUGCAAUGCUUCUCACAAGGAUUUCUUCGUGCGCAAGGCUAUUGGCUGGGCUCUGCGUGAAUAUGCCAAGCAUGACCCCAAGUGGGUCAAGACAUUUCUAGCCAAGUACAAGAGCGAGCUGUCGGGCCUUUCUGUCCGUGAGGCAAGCCUCCAUUUGAGCUGA